Molecule: messenger RNA, 2523 nt
Organism: Pseudophryne corroboree (corroboree frog)
Lineage: Eukaryota; Metazoa; Chordata; Amphibia; Anura; Myobatrachidae
Gene: TBX20
Product: T-box transcription factor 20
Exons: 8
Coding region: 142-1464 (440 amino acids)
Biological process (GO): positive regulation of DNA-templated transcription; heart looping; cell fate specification
Cellular component (GO): nucleus
Molecular function (GO): RNA polymerase II cis-regulatory region sequence-specific DNA binding; DNA-binding transcription factor activity, RNA polymerase II-specific
Source: RefSeq, a predicted model, not a curated record
CCCAAGGAGAACAGCAGCCCCAGGGGGACAUAUAGAGAAUCCUCCUUGUCGUCCUAACACUUCCCUGCAGGCUGCAGGCAUUGCCCGGGACUGCUCUCCUGACUCUCUCAGCUACUUGUUGCUGCCUCCGGGAGACUCAGCAUGGAGUACACUGCUUCUCCCAAACCCCAGCUCUCCUCCAGGGCCAACGCUUUCUCCAUCGCCGCUCUGAUGUCCAGCGGGACCGGCAAAGACAAGGAAACCCCAGAGAGCACCAUAAAACCAUUGGAACAAUUUGUUGAGAAGUCAUCAUGUGGGCAGACUCUGAGUGACAUCUCCAGUGUUGAUGCUCAUGGGGAGUUUAGCAGCAGCCCUACUUCUCUGUGCACGGAGCCCCUAAUCCCCACAACUCCCAUCAUCCCCAGCGAAGAGAUGGCCAAGAUUUCAUGCAGCCUGGAGACCAAGGAGCUCUGGGAUAAAUUCCAUGAUCUAGGGACAGAAAUGAUCAUUACCAAGUCUGGCAGGAGAAUGUUUCCUACAAUCAGGGUCUCAUUUUCUGGAGUUGAUCCGGAUGCCAAGUACAUUGUAUUAAUGGACAUAGUGCCAGUCGACAAUAAGAGAUACAGAUAUGCUUACCAUAGGUCGUCUUGGCUGGUAGCUGGAAAAGCUGACCCCCCUCUGCCUGCUCGGCUAUAUGUACAUCCAGAUUCCCCGUUCACUGGAGAACAACUGCUGAAACAAAUGGUUUCUUUUGAGAAAGUCAAGCUGACAAACAAUGAACUGGACCAGCAUGGACAUAUAAUCCUGAAUUCCAUGCACAAGUAUCAGCCAAGGGUGCAUAUUAUCAAGAAGAAGGACCACACGGCGUCUCUACUCAAUCUCAAAUCUGAAGAAUUCAGGACAUUUAUCUUUCAGGAAACAGUUUUUACCGCUGUCACAGCCUAUCAGAACCAACUGAUAACCAAGCUGAAAAUUGACAGCAACCCCUUUGCCAAAGGAUUCCGGGACUCAUCCAGACUCACUGAUAUUGAGAGGGAAAGCGUGGAAAGCCUUAUUCAGAAACAUUCAUAUGCAAGAUCUCCAAUACGGACAUAUGGAGAUGAAGAUGUACUGGGAGAAGAUGGUCAGCUAAUACAGAGCAGAGGAUCAGCUUUUACAACAUCUGACAACUUGUCCCUCACCUCCUGGGUAUCCUCCACUUCAGGUUUCCCUGGUUUUCAACACCCACAAACAUUGACAGCACUGGGCACAAGCACUGCUUCUCUUGCUACUCCAAUCCCCCACCCAAUCCAAGGGUCACUUCCUCCCUACAGUCGGCUAAGCAUGCCACUUACACCUUCAGCCCUCGCCAGCACCAUGCAAGGCAGUGGUCCUACGUUCCCCUCUUUCCAUAUGCCCAGGUAUCAUCACUACUUUCAGCAGGGGCCUUAUGCAGCCAUCCAAGGACUGCGACACUCCUCUGCUGUGAUGACCCCGUUUGUAUGACUGGCAUGAUGUGACAAUAUAUAUAUAUAUAUAUAUAUAUAUUUAUAUAGGGAGCAGUUUGAAGUAACAAGGUCACGCACUAUUGUAUGGAACCAGGUGAUGGACGAGAAAAGCACUAAACUUCUCCAUUCAACUAAACUCCAGACAAAAAACAGCAACGCAUGUACUGUAUAUAUACUGGGAAAAUACUUUCCUAAGAAAAGGCUUCUAAAACUCAAAUGAACAAAUGAAAACACUUCCCUCCAGCUAUGUCAUUACUCCAUCCCCAUGCGAGAAAUUAGAAAUUCUAUCUCUAAAGUGUAAAGUUUAAAAAAAUGUUUUGUCUGUUAGUUAUUUAUGCUUUCACACCUGUCCAGAUAAAUGUCUAUUGCAGCUGUAAUAUUUCAACUGGAGUCGCAUAUUCAAGGAAAUGGGCUUUAAAUACAGUACAGUGCAGAUAAGUCUUUUUCCCCUAGAUUGCAAUAAUUCUCAGAGUGAAACGCGUCUGCUACUUUUUGACCUAUUUUGUUACAAGCCAAAUGCAAAUUAUUUAUUAACAGAUUUUACUGCAUGCCUAACCAUCCUGUGGAUAUAAAAUGCCAGCACAACGUGGCUCCAUGUUACUUAGGCAUAGAUCUUCUCAGUUUCUCCGUCGUGUGGCAUUCAUGAACUUUUGUGACAUUUGAAGAGAAGAGGAGAUAGAGAAAUAGGACAGAUUCUUCUUUUCCUCCAAAAAAAACUACAAUGCCAUUGGAUUUUUUUCACAACCUAAACACAUGAACCAGGAAAUCUGUAAGACCACCGCCUGCACUUGGGUGCCAAUGUUCAGCAAUAACGAAAAACUUGUGUACAAUGGUUUCAAAUAACUAUUUUCAAAAGAAAACUGUUCAUUCAUAUUGAUUUUAUGGGCACAACUAUCACUUUGUGGUGGAUAAAAUGAUGCUGUGUAUGUGAUGUAAAAACUGCAUCACUGUGAGAUUUCUGCGGUAGCACUGUAGUGUGUUUUUAAGCCUUCAAGAUACCGGAAUUAUGGAAACCCUUAUCAACAGAAAUUUCAAGUUGACACAUAUUCAUAUUGAU